Molecule: messenger RNA, 2864 nt
Organism: Blastomyces gilchristii SLH14081
Lineage: Eukaryota; Fungi; Ascomycota; Eurotiomycetes; Onygenales; Ajellomycetaceae
Product: C6 transcription factor
Exons: 8
Coding region: 289-2487 (732 amino acids)
Biological process (GO): DNA-templated transcription; regulation of DNA-templated transcription
Molecular function (GO): zinc ion binding; DNA-binding transcription factor activity, RNA polymerase II-specific; DNA binding
Source: RefSeq, a predicted model, not a curated record
CGGUGUUCCUUCCGAGCCUCUAUCUCCGGGCUAACGCCUCAAACUAUUCCCGUUCUGACCGACAACCGCUGGGAAACCUCGCCGCUCGACUGCGCGGCCCUGGGUUGGGAAUUCCGGGAGAACGGGCUAAGGGCAGUUUCGAGACAGCCCAUUCUCGAGAUGGGGAAUUGCCGGGGUUUUUCUGGCAUUAUUUGAUUGCUCCCCCCGGCUUCUGUUGUGCCCCUCACUCAGCCCUUGAGAGAGUACCCCCCCUCCUUGGACUGUCUUCCUCCCUGUCGCUUCCAUCCGAUGUCUGAGAAGCCAGCAAAACCUGGCUUGACCAGGAAGAGUGCCUUCUCCUGUGAAGCAUGUCGCAAACGCAAGGUCAAAUGCAAUGGAGCCAAUCCUUCCUGCUCGCGAUGCGCCGCCCGUGGGGAAACCUGCAUAUAUAGCCUAACGCCCACCCUGUCCUACACAAAAACCCUUGAAGCUCGCGUGGCUGAGCUCGAAACAGCCCUCGCAAAUCUACAGGGCGGGACUGGGAAUAUUGAUGGAGGACUAGGACAGGAAAUUUCACAACAACAUCAGCAGCAGCAAAUGCAUGUCGACGAGCCGCGGGAGAAUUUAUUGAGAACUGGCGUGUCCCACGGCGUCGACAACAUCGAGCAUAUCCCGUCAGAUUUGGCUAGAGGCAUUGACAGGUUGAAAAUUGGAGAUGAUGGGCGCAUCUCUAUUUACGGCCCAACCAGCCUAUUCCAGCUGCCCAGCAGUCUUGCGCCUGAGGAAGCGAACCCAUUGUUGCCCGCCGCUGCAGAGCUCGAUAGCCGAAAGGAACGCCUCAUCAACAAUGCAUGGAGGGAGAGGGCUUUUGAACAGUUGGCCACCAUACCAGUAAGAGGACGCAGACUAAAUGACCCGUUUCAAUAUCUGCUCGAUUCGCAUUGGUGUUGGAUACACCCGCUUUACAACUUCGUUUAUCGACCGGCAUUUACACGUGACAUGAAAAUGAAUGGCCCGUAUUUCUCUGAGAUUUUGUUGAAUGCAAUCCUAUCUCAUUCAAUGAGAUGGUGCAAGGAUGAGCUAAAAAUCACCAAAUAUAUCGACGCGUCCAGCGGCGGAACCCAGUUUUUCGAUCAGGCCUGUUCCGGUUUAUUCAACACUCUGAAGGCGGGCAAUGGCCAGAUACCUAUCGUGCAAUCACUGCUCCUCUUAAGCGCACAAGAAUGUGGCCGGGGCAACACUACGCAGGCCUGGGUAUACAGCGGUAUGGCAUUUAGGCUAGUCGAGGAUCUGGGUAUCACUAUUGACAGCAGGAAGUAUUCUGGCUCUGUACAGUUCUCCGAUGAGGAUAUCGAGGUUCGAAAUCGUCUCUUUUGGAGUUGCUACUUUUGGGACAAAUUAGUUUCUCUUUAUUUUGGCAGAUCUCCUAUCAUUCAAGAUACACCUGUCAGCCCGCCACGGAUAUUAUUGGAUGACACGGCCGAAAUUGAGAUAUGGACACCUCAUGGUAUUGUCUUCCCCGAAGGCACACACUAUCCACCAACACAGGCCUAUGCAACGUCAUGUUUUAUGAAGAUGUGCUCUUUAACGGAAAUCCUCAACCAGAUUAUAAUCCACGUAUACGACCCGAUCCGCAAAAGCACAGAGGCUGAAUUUCAAACCUGCGUGGGUCAACAGAGCCGCAACCUUGAAGAAUGGUGGGACGAGCUACCCGUGUUUCUAAAACUCAUCGUCGACUAUCUCCCGCCCUACUCUCCGCCAAGCCAUAUUGUUACGUUGAACUGCGUAUACCACACGACAAACAUUCUCCUGCACAGACCAACCCUCUGUUCGAGACCAUUCAGGGGUUCAGCCCAAGUGACUAGCAACGCGAAGCCACUUGUCAAGUGCAUAUCAUCCGCUACGUCUAUAAUCACCCUCUUCGACCUCUACCGACGCACUUUCGGAGACGGACAUGUCGUUUUAUCUCUGGCGUACAGCAUUUAUACUGCGGCAUCAAUAUUCUUGCUUGAGAUGCAGGCAUUGAGAUAUGCAUCCCCAUCAACACUGGACAAAUUGAGAUUCUGCAUAGCUGCUUUAACCCGGGUUACAGCCUCUAAUCCUGUGAUAAAAACUGCCCUAAAGCUAAUCGAACAAGAACUCGAAAAACUUGGUAUCGACAUCCGCGACCCAUCAGCAGACGCCAAGAAAUCCCACAACGACAACUCCACUAACUCGCCUUCCUCCUCGUUGCCAACCUCCCAGUCCCCGUAUCCUUACGCCGUCCCGUCACAUGGUGCAUUCAGCUUCGCCCCUCCCCCGCUGACAACUCAGUCUGGCGUUGGUGAAGACCCUUUUCGCAUUCUCGCGGAUGCGGACCCGUCCUUGGUGAUACCGGAUUCGCUGAAACAGGAAGGAGUGUAUGACAUUGCGCCGGAGCUGUUUGAGGCGUUUUCGUAUGUGGAGCCGUUGUCGGCUAAUAUGGGUGGGGAAUUUUAUCCCGGGUGGGAGGAUGGGGAGGGGAUAUGAUUUAUAUAUAUUUCUUUGCACUUUUAUUUUAUAUCCAUGGAUAUUCUAUAUCGUUGCGCUGGUGGCAUUACUGGUUUAUUUUGUGAUAGAGAGCUUCCCCUCGCUAUUUCAUGUCUUUUUUUCCCCCCUUCCCGUCAUUCCCUUCCUUGUUGUGUUGAUUUCUGAAAGUUAUUUAUGGCGCGAAACCUGAGCGAUUGCUUUUCUGCUUUGUCCUGACCUGUUUAUUUUCCAAGAUUGCGUUUUCAGGAGUUGGAUAUAGUCUCCCUUGGUAACAUGUACAUACAUGUACAUGUACAUUACAUUACAUAGUAGAUGUAUAUUAGAAAAUCUACUACACAGUUUAGAAAACCUAGAAAUAUGUAUAUAUUUAUUGUGCA